This is a messenger RNA of Papaver somniferum (opium poppy), 653 nucleotides long. Its product is annotated as cysteine proteinase inhibitor B-like. The record is from RefSeq and is a predicted model, not a curated record. The transcript has a single exon. Gene Ontology annotation, molecular function: cysteine-type endopeptidase inhibitor activity. The coding region runs from base 117 to 569 and encodes 150 amino acids. Lineage: Eukaryota; Viridiplantae; Streptophyta; Magnoliopsida; Ranunculales; Papaveraceae.
UACACCCUGCAAACCCGUCUAUUUAUACAUUUUCGCACCAUACCAUGUGAACACCAUCUCAAUCUCUUCGAUCACAUCACCACUCCACUUCACUAUCUCUCUGAAAACACUAAAAAAUGUCGCUCAAAUCUUCUUCUUCAUUACCAAUCAUGAUGAUGUUGUUCUGUUUCAUGUUAUUCGCAACAUUGAGUUGUUGCUCAUCAUCAUCAUCAUCAAUAUUUGUUUAUGGAAGGGAAGGAAGAAAAGUUGGCGGCAGAAUGGAAGUGAAAGAUGUAAAAAACAACAAAGAAAUUCAAAAACUUGGGAAAUUCUGUGUUGAGGAGUUCAAUAAAAAUCUUGAAAGAGAUAUUCAAAACGGAUUGGUUAGCAGGAACGAUGAGUAUGAGUUUCUUAAUUAUAACGAAGUUGUUGAAGCUGAAAAACAAGUUGUUUCGGGUUUGAAAUAUUACUUAAAAAUAUCAGCUCUGACAAGUGUUAGUGGAGUUGAGAAGAAAUUUGAUGCGGUUGUUGUUGUUAAACCUUGGAUUAGGUCCAAAGUUCUUCUUAAUUUUGCUCCUUCAGUCAAUUAAUAUGGAUUAUUCCGGCCGAUGCAAGUGUUUGACAGUAUGAGGAUGUUUUUCUUGGAUAUGUACAAAUGAUCUUUUUUUUUAGUU